AUGAUUCCAUUCUCAUCUGCUGUUUCCAGUCAGAUUCGAUUUCUUCUUCAGAGCUUGGACGACUCCAACACAGAUUCAGUUUUUCUAGAGCUCUGUCAGUAUGCUGCAUAUGGAAUGGAGGGAAGCAUAUUGGUGCUCCAAACUUGUUUGGAUCACCUGAAUAUUUAUGGGAACUUGAAGAAUAUGCAGCUGCAUCCAGUAUAUGCUUCAAUUUUUAAGCACAUGUUGGAUAAACCUAAUUUUAGUACUGUUUUCUGUGGAUCACUGAGGACUGCAGCAGUAAAUGAAGAAUUUCUGCAGAAUCUAUCUGAUGCAUUACACUUGUCAGUAUACGAGAAAAUGGGAGUUGGUCUUGCUUUAUCAGAUGCUGAAAACCUUGAUAUCAGAAUGUGUGGAAAGAACUUCUGCAUGGGUCAGAUUGCAGAGUUGUGUGCCAAUCCAGUGGCCUGGGAUUCCACUGAUUUAAUUCAGCACAUUCUAGUGUUUCUUAAUCGAUCUGAAGGCCUUUCCAAGCAUGUAGAUUCAUUUGUACAAAUGGUAUCUCUAUUGCAAUUGAAUGAGGAGACCCAAUUCAUUUUAGCUCCAUUUCUUUCCAGUGAACUGCGGGAAGCCAACUUCUUCAGGCACUUGGAUUUGGUCAAUGAAGGCAGUGAAGAUGAUUUUGAUGCUAUUUUAGCAGAAAUGGAAAAGGAAAUCAGCAUGGCUGAUAUGAUGAAGGAAUUAGGUUAUGGCUGUGCUGUGGAUGUAUCACAGUGCAAAGAAAUAUUGUCUCUUUUCUUGCCACUCACUGAAAUCAAAAUUGCAAGAAUGCUUGGUACAAUUGCCCAGACCUAUGAGGGCCUUGAUGACAGUCAAACUGCGUUCACGACGUUCCGCUCUGCUCUUGGUAGCAAUAAUGUUUCUGAUCUGCCAUUGCUGAACUCUUGGAACAUAGAUAUCCUGGUUGAUUCGAUCAAGCAACUUGAACCUGGGACCAACUGGAUAAAUGUCAUGGAGAGCCUGGACCACGAGGGCUUUUAUAUUCCUAAUGAAGCAUCAUUUUCCUUUUUUAUGUCCUUCUAUAGACAUGCAUGUCAGGAUCCCUUCCCUCUCCAUGCUGUUUGUGGCUCUGUUUGGAAGAAUGCUGAGGGUCAACUAUCUUUUCUGAAAUACGCUGUUGCAGUGCCUCCUGAAGUAUUUACAUUUGCUCAUUCUGAAAGGCAACUGCCCAUUGCUGAUGAUGCGAUCAGUCAUAAGUUACAGUCUGGACAUACAAAUCAUGCCUGGUUAUGUCGUGACCUGCUGGAGGUGUUGUGUCAGCUAGCUGAAAGGGGUCAUGCGAGUUCUGUGCGAGCUAUACUGAAAGAUCCACUUGAUAAUUUUCCAGAAGUCUUGCUUCUUGGGAUGGCCCACGUGAAUACUGCAUAUAAUCUCCUCCAGCAUGAAGUGACUUCUGGUGUUUUCCACUUGGUACUCAGUCAUGCUUUGGGAAACAGUGUAAUACUUCACCUGUGGCAUAUCAACCCUCACACGUUGUUGCGAGGAUUUACUGAUGCUGUGAACUCUGAUCCCGACAAUUUAACUAAAGUAUUGGAUGCCUGCCAGGAAUUGAAGAUGCUAACUCCAGUAUUGGAUAUGAUUCCUUCUUAUUUUGGUGUUCGACUGGCCGCCCUUGCUUCUAGAAAAGAACUCAUAGAUCUCGAGAAGUGGUUGGGUACUCAAAUAAGUACAUAUAGAGACGCUUUUUAUGAGGAGUGCCUCAAGUUCCUAAAGGAGGUUGUGGUUGGAUCUCAGGAAGUUUCUAUUAACCGUUUUCAUUCCCCUGGUUCUCUUAUGAAUGUUUAUUUGGAAGCUUGUUCCACCCUCUUAAAGGUCCUUCAGUCUCAUUCUGGCAUUAUAUCCUCUAGUCACUUGUCCAAGGAAUUGGAAAAAUUGCAUGCAAGUUAUCUGCAUGCUACUGCAAAACUUAAGAAUGGAGGGGUUGCUGACUCAGUAACUUCUGAUGUUUAUGCUGACGAUAUUGAGACAGAAGCAAACUCAUACUUCCAUCAAUUGUUUUCGGGUGAGUUGACAACUGAUGCGAUGAUUCAAAUGCUUGCUCGCUUCAAAGAAUCUUCAGAAAAGAGGCAACAAUCGAUUUUUGAGUGCAUGAUCGCUAAUCUAUUUGAGGAGUACAAAUUCUUCUCCAAGUACCCUGAAAGGCAGCUCAAAAUUGCUGCAUUUCUUUUUGGGUCGCUCAUUAAGCAUCAACUUGUAACUCAUCUAACACUUGGUAUUGCUUUGCGAGCUGUUCUGGAUGGAUUGAGAAAACCUGCAGAUUCAAAAAUGUUUGUCUUUGGCACUACUGCUCUGGAACAAUUUGUGGACCGCCUAGUAGAGUGGCCACAAUAUUGCAACCAUAUCUUACAAAUAUCUCAUCUGCGUGGUACUCACGUAGAACUUGUUGCAUUCAUUGAACGGACACUUGCCAGGAUUUCAUCAGCACAUGGAGAACAAGAUGUUGGGUCCAAUGCCACUGCUGAUCAGCAUCAUGGAAUCCAAACUCAUGGGACAAAUGUGGAGAUGCUGGACUCAUCUUUUCCACUAACUGGACCUGGUGGUAGCUCACAGAUGGGAUUGCAAAUCUCUUCUCCGGUCCUACUAUCACAAAGACAGCUAAACUCUUUAGAUGAGAGAAAGGUCUCUAUAAUGAAGCCACUUUCAACCACUGCAGGGCAAUCUGCUACUGUUCCUUCAAGUGAUAUGUCUAUCAUUCCAAAGUCACAGAGUCUGGUGAGUGCUUCAUCAGCACAGCCUUCUGGUUCUGUUCGUUCAUCCAGAGUUAUCUCAGCAAGAUUUGGCUCUGCUCUAAAUAUUGAAACCCUUGUUGCCGCCGCAGAGAGAAGAGAAACACCCAUAGAGGCUCCUGCAUCAGAAAUUCAGGAUAAGAUAUCAUUUUUUAUUAAUAACUUAUCUGCCACAAAUUUUGAAGCUAAAGGAAAAGAAUUAACUGAAAUCUUGAAAGAGCAAUACUAUCCCUGGUUUGCCCAGUAUAUGGUGAUGAAAAGAGCAAGCAUUGAGCCAAAUUUUCACGACUUGUACUUGAAGUUCCUUGAUAAAGUAAAUAUGAAGCCUUUGAACAAAGAGAUUGUUCAAGCCACAUACGAGAACUGCAAGGUUCUCUUAGGAUCAGAGCUUAUAAAAUCAAGUUCAGAAGAACGUUCAUUGCUGAAAAAUUUAGGAAGCUGGCUUGGGAAGAUUACAAUUGGCAAAAAUCAAGUUCUAAGGGCACGGGAGAUAGAUCCCAAAUCCCUAAUUAUAGAGGCUUAUGAAAAAGGAUUAAUGAUUGCUGUUAUUCCUUUUACCUCCAAGGUUCUGGAUUCAUGUUCAAACAGUCUUGCGUAUCAACCUCCUAACCCUUGGACCAUGGGUAUUCUUGGAUUACUCACUGAGAUUUAUGCAAUGCCUAAUUUAAAAAUGAACCUCAAGUUUGACAUUGAGGUCUUAUUUAAGAACCUCGGCGUAGAUUUAAAGGAUGUAACCGCAACUUCACUUCUCAAGGACAGAGUUCGUGAGGUUGAAGGGAAUCCUGAUUUUUCCAACAAAGAUAUUGGAGCUUCCCAGCCACAGAUGGUAAAUGAAGUCAAAUCUGGAACAAUAUCUACUCAAAAUCAAGUUGAGCUACCCCUUGAUGUUGCCAGCCCUCCUCAUCCUACUGGCCAUUCACGUGUAUUAUCUCAGUAUACUGCCCCUCUCCAUCUAUCAUCUGGCACACUGCCGGACGAUGAGAAGCUGGCUUUAGGUUUAUCUGAUCAGCUUCCCCCUGCUCAAAAUCUUCUACAAGGUCAAACACAGUUAUCAGUUAAUCAGCUUCCUGUUCCAUCAUCUAAUAUUGAGCAGCAAGUCAUUGUCAAUCCGAAGCUUCAUGCUUUAGGCUUACACUUGCAUUUCCAGAGUGUACUUCCAAUUGCAAUGGAUAGAGCUAUCAAAGAAAUAGUGUCGAGUAUUGUGCAGCGUAGUGUUUCUAUAGCAACUCAGACAACAAAGGAACUUGUUUUGAAGGACUAUGCCAUGGAGCCAGAUGAGACUCUUAUACGUAAUGCAGCACACUUAAUGGUUGCAAGGUUGGCAGGGAGUCUAGCUCAUGUGACAUGCAAGGAACCUCUGCGUGGCUCAAUAUCAAGCCAGCUUAGGAGUACGCUUCAGGGUUCGAGUAUAUCAAGUGAACUCCUUGAAGCUGUUCAAAUUGUGACCAAUGACAAUCUUGACCUUGGCUGUGCCUUGAUUGAACAAGCUGCAACAGAGAAGGCAAUUCAAACGAUUGAUGGAGAGAUUGCCCAGCAGCUUUCUAUAAGGAGGAAGCAUAGAGAGGGUGUUGGUCCUACAUUGUUUGAUGCUAACCUGUAUACGCAAGGACACAUGGGUGUGCUACCAGAGCUUCUUCGUCCUAAGCCAGGCCGCCUAUCACAUUCACAGCAGAGAGUAUAUGAGGAUUUUGUUCGGUUGCCAUGGCAGAAUCGGUCAACCCAUGGCACAAAUGCCGUGCCUGUUGGUCCCUCUAUUUCAUCUGGCAGUAGUGGCAUGUCCAGGCAAUUUGCUUCGGCAUCUGGCCAAAUAAACCCGGGCGUGUAUUCAUCUGGCCUUAUUAGCACUGGAAUUAGUGCUAUACCCCAGACUUUGGAGAUUGGCUCUGAGGAGAUGGAUAAUAGUUCGACUCAACUUCCUAGUUUUUCCUCAACUCAUAUUGCAACUGCUGAUGGCCUUAGCCCUCAAAGUCUUGAAAAUGAUACUGUUGCUUCAUAUCCUCCAGUCUCAACUCCUGAACUACACAUUAACCCCCCCAUCUCUGCUAAAGAAUCUGAAAGUGGACCAGAGACUCCAAAUCUUACUUUGGCUUCUGAGCGCGCUGGAAGUAAUGUCUUAGAGCCAUUGUUGACCACAGGCGAUGCAUUGGAUAAGUAUCUGACUAUUUCAGAGAAGCUUGAAAAUCUCUUGACUGGUGAUGCUAAGGAAGCAGAAAUCCAGGGGGUUAUAGCUGAAUUCCCGGCAGUAAUCCUCAGAUGCAUAAGCCGAGAUGAGGCUGCCUUGGCUGUGGCUCAAAAGGCUUUCAAAGGCUUGUAUGAAAAUGCUUCUAACUAUGCUCAUGUCAAUGCUCACCUUGCAAUCCUGGCUGGCAUUCGUGAUGUUAGCAAGCUUGUUGUUAAGGAGCUAACUAGUUGGGUGAUUUAUUCUGAUGAGGAGCGGAAGUUCAAUAAGGAUAUUACUAUUGGUCUUAUUCACAGUGAAUUAAUAAACCUUGCUGAGUAUAAUGUCCACAUGGCAAAGCUUCUUGAUUCAGGAAGGAAUAAGGCUGCCAUGGAAUUCGUGAUUUCUCUUUUAGAAAAAUUGGUUGUCAAUGAUUCUAAAGUCAUAUCAGAACUGCACAAUCUUGUUGAUGCUCUGGCUAAGAUUGCCUCAAGACCUGGAUCUCCUGAAUCAUUACAACAGCUGGUUGAGAUUGCUAAGAAUCCCUCUGGUAAUUCUGCUUCUUUAUCUGGUGUCAUUGUUGGAACAGAGGAAAAUAUCAGAUCAUCUAGAGACAAAAAGGCUAUUGGGUUUUCUGGAGUGAACAGGGAAGACUACACUUCAACGGAAUUGGUGGAUCCAGAUCCUGCUGGUUUUCAGGAGCAGGUUUCUGUACUGUUUGCGGAAUGGUACCAAAUAUGUGAACUUCCGGGAACAAAUGAUGCAGCUUGUGUUCGUUACAUCUUACAUUUACUCCAGAGAGGCCUACUCAAAGGAGAUGAUAUGUCGGAUCGCUUUUUCCGCCGGCUCAUGGAACUGUCAGUGUCACAUUGCUUAUCUUCGGAGGUGAUAAAUUCAGGCCCUUCUCAGUUGCAUCAGGGACAACCUCUUUCCUUCCUUGCUAUUGACAUCUUUGCCAAAUUAGUCUUCUCAAUCCUGAAGUUUUCUCCUGAUCAAGGAUCUAGCAAACUCUCUCUUCUGCCUAAGGUUCUUGCGGUGGCUGUGAAAUUCAUUCAGAAAGAUGCUGAGGAGAAGAGGACAUCCUUUAAUCCAAGACCCUAUUUUAGGUUGUUUAUUAACUGGCUGCUGGAUCUGUGUUCCUUGGACCCUGUUUUUGAUGGAACAAAUUUUCAGGUUUUGACUGUUAUAGCAAAUACCUUCCAUGCUCUUCAACCUCUCAAAGUUCCAGGAUUCAGCUUUGCAUGGCUAGAGUUGGUUAGUCACAGAAGUUUUAUGCCAAAAUUACUCACAGCAAAUGCGCAGAAGGGGUGGCCUUAUUUUCAGCGUUUGUUAGUAGAUUUGUUUCAGUUCAUGGAGCCAUUUCUGAGGAAUGCUGAACUGGGUGAACCGGUACAUUUUCUUUACAAAGGCACACUCAGGGUGUUGUUGGUGCUACUCCAUGAUUUUCCAGAGUUUCUAUGUGAUUAUCAUUUCAGCUUCUGUGAUGUGAUCCCCCCAAGCUGCAUACAGAUGCGAAAUAUAAUCCUUAGCGCAUUUCCUCGUAAUAUGAGGCUACCAGAUCCUUCUACUCCCAACUUAAAGAUUGAUCUGCUGACAGAGAUAAGUCAAUCGCCACGUAUUCUUGCUGACGUUGAUGCAGCUCUUAGAGCAAAGCAGAUGAAGAAUGAUGUUGAUGAGUAUCUUAAGACUAGGCAACAAGGGUCCUCAUUUCUUGCUGAAUUGAAGCAAAAGCUGCUACUUUCUCCAACCGAUGCAGCUCGUGCUGGGACCCGUUACAAUGUUCCUCUAAUCAACUCCCUUGUACUUUAUGUUGGGAUGCAGGCUAUUCAGCAGCUGCAGGCUAGAGCACCCCCUCAUUCGCAAUCCAUGGCUAGUAUGACCAUGUUCUUGGUCAGUGCUGCUUUGGACAUUUUCCAGACUUUGAUAAUGGAUUUGGACACCGAGGGUUGUUAUUUAUUCCUAAAUGCGGUUGCUAACCAAUUACGUUAUCCAAACAACCACACACAUUACUUCUCUUUCGUCCUUCUCUACCUGUUUGCUGAAUCAAACCAGGAAAUGAUUCAGGAGCAAAUCACUAGAGUACUGUUGGAACGACUUAUCGUUAAUAGGCCUCAUCCCUGGGGUCUUCUAAUUACUUUUAUCGAGCUUAUUAAGAAUCCCAGGUAUAACUUUUGGAGCCGGUCUUUCACAAGGUGCGCACCGGAAAUUGAGAAACUCUUCGAAUCAGUAUCAAGAUCCUGCGGGGGUCCAAAACCUGUGGAUGAUGGUGUAGGAUCUGUUGGAAUACCAGAUAAUUUGCACUAG
Molecule: messenger RNA, 7227 nt
Organism: Fraxinus pennsylvanica
Lineage: Eukaryota; Viridiplantae; Streptophyta; Magnoliopsida; Lamiales; Oleaceae
Source: the annotation of a GenBank genome assembly